AUUGUUUCUUUCAUAAGGGACCUUGGAACCACAUUGUCCCAUCUCCACGUCCUGUGGAUGGCUCGCUGUGGGCUCUCAGAUUUAGAUGGGAUCUCUUCCUGCGGCUCUUUAAAAGAACUCUACAUAGCCUAUAACAAUAUCUCUGACCUGAGUCAACUGAGCUUGUUGGAACACCUUGAGGUUUUGGACUUGGAGGGGAACAAUAUUGAGGACAUCAACCAGAUGCUGUAUUUGGGACUUUGUUACAAACUGAGCAGCCUGACAGUGGAGGGCAACCUCAUUUGUCUGAAGCCAAAUGCAGAGUCUGAAGAGGGACUAGAUUAUAAUUACAGAGUUGAAGUGAAAAAACUCAUUCCCCACUUGGAAUAUUUGGAUGAAAUACCAGCCAGCCAAACUAUUAUCCCUCCUUCCAAGAAGAUGACUGAGGAUUGGCUAAUCAUCAAGGAAUCCAUCAAGGAAGGUGAUUUAGCUGGAGAUAUUCCAUGGUUAGAUUUGUAUCUUGGGGCAGUAGCAGCAAGGCAGUCUGGAUCCAGUCCCAGACCCCGCACAGCUUCCAGACCCAGGACUGCACAGCGACCUGAUUCUGCAGGGCGAGCCAGCAGCGCCCGUCUGCUGUCCACUGGCUGUCCCCUUCCCCAUCCCACUGUUUCUGAGGGCCUCUUCCUGGAAGAUGACUCCAGUGAUUUGACACAUGGACUCACUCAAGUUAUAUGUGGGAACCCCAUCAAGGCCCUUCGUACAAGGAGACAAAAGCUAGGUGUAUGUUUUUUUCUUAUACUACCUGUUUCUGGCUGCCUGAGAGGGGAAUACCCUCAUAUCUCUGAAGAUGAUGAUCUAGGCCAGGAAGAUGUCUUCACUGAACUGGGAGAAUGGAGAGAAAAGCAUAAACGGUUCCUGCAAAUGGUUCAGCAAGAAAAGGCCCCUCAAGUACUGAAGGUAACUCUUAGUGAUGAAGAAGAGGAUGAGGAAGACUGCAGCCUGGCUGACAACUGUGAAGAUAUUUUGAGAGCACCAUACAAUGAGGACCUAACUGAGAGGAUUUCACUUGAUUCUUUCCAUUCCAGUCUUUCCCACUCAUCCUCAGAUUCGUUACAGGCUCAGGAGUGGACAGUGUUCUCCAACCCAAACCAUUGCUUAAUUCCUUCUCCUCCAAAAAGUCCUUCACCUGCAUCUCUAAUGGGCAUUACAGCAAGCCCUUGGAAAAUGAGGAACCACAGGGUAAGAUGCCUAAAAAUACCCAACCAAGAAGAGGACAGGCAGUGGAUGCAGCUUUGCCAGUCAAAGACUGGUCAAGACACUUCAGCUGAGCCUCUGCAUGAGGAGCUUGCUCUCCUGAGCUUGCGCAGUGCACCUGCUGUGUGUGAGGCCUUCCCUUCCCGAUCCCAGGGACAGCUCCAGCCCGGUGGCAGCACUGGCAGGCUGAGACCUAUUUCAGGACCAGCAGCUGUUGGAUCAAAAAGUGUCAGGUACGCAUGCUGCUGGCAGCUCUCCCAGCAGAAUGUCUACAUAGUAUGGCCUGCCGUGGAUAAGAGUGUGCCCAGAAUGAUCCACCAUCACCAACCAGUUGUAUGCUCAUCCACAAAAAACACAGAGAGGUUUGGGCUGGCAAAUGCAGCUUUGCCCCUGCCUGACAGGGCCAUGCUGCAGAACUUGCCAGGCAGACCCACUGCCUCGACAACAUCUCAGAGCAAGACUCCACAGUUCUAGAAGA
Molecule: messenger RNA, 1711 nt
Organism: Tinamus guttatus (white-throated tinamou)
Lineage: Eukaryota; Metazoa; Chordata; Aves; Tinamiformes; Tinamidae
Source: RefSeq, a predicted model, not a curated record